UAUUUCAUGAUUUUGCUUCUUCCCGACCGGUACCACCAUCUUGUUUGUUUCAUCAAUAAAGAGAGUGUAAGACUUAAGAGACGAUUAAAGUUUUUAGAAGUGUUUUUUAUUUGUGUCUUGUAUACAGUAAAUUAUAAUACAAACUUUGAAUAUGUCUCACGGUGGUAGAAAUGAAUGUAGAAUUUAUGUAGGCAAUUUACCUCCCGAUAUUAGAACGAAAGACAUUCAAGAUCUUUUUUAUAAGUUCGGUAAAGUUAUUUUUGUUGAUUUAAAAAAUCGUAGAGGACCACCUUUUGCUUUCGUCGAAUUUGAUGAUCCAAGAGAUGCUGAGGAUGCAGUACAUGCAAGAGAUGGAUAUGAUUAUGAUGGUUAUAGACUACGUGUAGAAUUUCCAAGAGGUGGAGGUCCUAGUAAUAAUUUUCGUGGUGGUCGUGGAGCAGGAGAUAGUGGAAGAGGUGGUCGAGGUGAAAUGAGUAAUUCUCGAGGACGUGGACCACCUGCAAGAAGAUCUCAAUAUAGAGUUCUUGUUACGGGUCUGCCUCCUUCUGGUAGUUGGCAAGAUUUAAAGGAUCAUAUGCGUGAAGCUGGUGAUGUUUGCUUUGCUGAUGUUUUUAAAGAUGGUACUGGAGUUGUAGAAUUCUUACGAUAUGAAGAUAUGAAGUAUGCUGUAAAGAAAUUAGAUGAUUCAAGAUUUAGGUCUCAUGAGGGUGAAGUUGCAUAUAUUCGAGUGAAAGAAGAUCAUAACAGUGGCGAUAGGGGACGCAGUGAAGAUAGGGAAAGAGGUCGAAGUCAUUCACGAAGCUAUAGUCCACGGCGUCGUGGUUCACCUACCUAUUCACCAUUGCGACGUAAUUACUCGCGAUCAAGAUCUCGUUCCAGAUCUCGUUCAUACGACUAGUGUAGAGGAGCACGUUGAAUUUCGGCCUCAUCGAUUCGAUAACACGGUCUAUCUACGAAACGUAAGUAACAUAUAUAUGAUUUUAAGCUUUUUUUUUUGCAUCUUCCGUUGCACGCACAUCACGAAAAACAUAAUAAACUUAAAUAAUAGAAUUUUUACAAAAUGUAAGAUCACAGAUACUAACGAGAUAUAACAAUUAUCAAUAGAUUAUAUAAUACUUAUCAUAAACUUUGAUGUGUCAUAUGAGGAAUAAUGCAUAGUUCUGAAUAUAAAUUUGAGAUUACAUUUAGAAUUACAUUGUGAGAUAUUUUUAGAGUGAAAGAACAGAUGAGUCUAAUUAUAGCUGUCAAUUAUUCGAAAAGAGGAUAAUGCUUUGAUAAUCGUCUUAAGUUAUUAAAUUCUUCCAGUUAUUAUGCCGAGAGAUAUAAAUAAGUAAUGAAAAAUAUAAAUAAAAUUUAUCUUUUAAUAUUUUAAUUCAAAGUUUUAUAUAUUUAAAAUUCUAAAUUUUCAAAUUUUGAAACUUUCAUUUUUGAAUUUUUGAAAUUUUCCAUUUUUCUUUUUUAAUUUCCAAUUUUUGAAAUUAAAUUAUUGUUCACAGAAAUAUAAAAGAUCUAAAAGAUCUUAAAUCGAACAAUCUCAAACUUACAAUCAGUUAUGUUGAAAUUUAUAAUGAAAUCAUAAAUUAACGCUUUAUACAAUUAUUUUACACGAUAGAUGCUUAGAGAUGCGACAUUUCAUUAUCUCGUACAUUCAUGAUACAUGAUUUUUCUAUUCGCUACGGUAUUUUUAAUUAAUCAAAAGAUUUAUCGAAGUAGGUCAUCUUUAAUUUCACUCAAUUUGAAAAAAAAAAGAACAAAAAAGAGGAAACAAAUCGAUGCUCGUAUUCGAUAUUACAAAUAUAUAUUAAAUACUUUACAUUAUUCGAGUCCAUACUAAAAUAUAAUAUGCAAUUGUAAUGUGUUAUCUUAGUAUAACCGACUCAUUUUUUUCUUAUCUCUUGAUUGAUUCUUAUUCCAUUUUAUCAUGAGGUAAAAUAUGCAAAUAUGCAGUCAGCUUUGCAGUCAGAUUCGAAGUCUGUUAUUUUAAAGAAUUGUUUAUUUUGCUUAUUAUAUUUAUCACUUUUUUAUAUAUUUUUUAUUUCAAUUCCUGGGAUUGAAUAUCUUAUUGAUUCAGAAACAAAAUUAAAUAUUUUUUCCUUGAUAUCUUUCCUUGAUUCUAUUUUACAGAUUUUUUUCAAGGAUUAAAUAUUUGAAUUAUUAUUAUUAUGAAAAAUAUUAUAAUCAUCAAUAUUAUUUAUAAAUUGAAUAUUUCUUUGAACUUUUUUAAAAAUAUUUAUUAAAUGUUAACUUUGUAAUGAUAAAAUAAUUUUAAUUCCUUAAUUAGAAAAUUAGCAAUAUUAAUUAAAUCAAUAAAUUUGAAUUUUAAGAAUUUUUUAUUUCUUUAACUAUUAAUUUCAAACAACAAGAAAUCAUUAUUAUUUUUCAAUUGAAUUUUCAUUAUCCCAUAAUUGAAUUUCAAAUUUAAAUUUUCUAAUAUUCAAAUUCCAAAAAUUCAAGGAUCUUCAGAUUUCAGAAUCAACGUAUAAACAUCAGAAUCUUUAUAAAUUUUUUUGUUUUCUGCAAUCCUUUAUUAUUGAUUAAAAGAAACGAUAUUAAUAAUUCGUUAUAUUAAACUUUUGAAUAAAAUUAAUGAAAAUAAUUCAGAAUAAAAUAUCUUUAUCUUUCUGAACAGAUUAAAUUGGACAAAGUUCUUACAACGAUAUAAUUGCACGAAAAUGAAUAAUGAUUUAUGUAUAUAGAGGGAGAAAUGUUUAUUGUAUCGAUCCUAUCCGAGAUUAUAUUAUAAUUACUCUGGACUAUUUCAUGCGGCCAUAUGAAAUUAAAUAGCUUAAUCUUCAUAUUUUUCCAUUUUCAUUUUCCAUCAAAUUAGAUAAUCACAGUUACAGUCUGUUUCGAUGUAUUUUAUACAAAAAUUGUUCCACCGAUUAUACGAAUAAUUUUCCUUUUUUUUAUUUUUUUUAUUUUUUUAUUUUCUUUAAGUAUCUCGUUUAUUGUAUCUCAUAAUUGCUUUACGUGCUAUUCAUAGAAAACACCGUCAAAACAGACCUUGAUAUCUACGUUGGUCUUCUUCGAGAUAUCGAAGAAUAUUUUUUUAACGACGGUAUAGUAGAUUUAUUUUCGUGAACGAUUAAUACAUUUUUUUUAACUGGUUGCUGGAAGAAAUUUAACGAAAUUAUCAACUAUAAUAAAUAUAAAUUUCUUAUGUUACAAUUUUUAUAUUACAAUAAUUUUUCCUACUGACGAUUAAAAUAAUUAUAUACAUAAAUUGCAAGAAUUCAAAAUCUUGUACUUGAUUCUUCUUUUUUUAAUAUUUAUUUGGAAAUUAUUUUUAAUAAAAUAUUGAAAUAAGUAGAAUAUUUGUUAUCUCUUUAAGAAAAUAAAUAAAAAACUUGAAUAUAUUUUUCAUUAUGUAUUUUAUUUAAGUUAAAAAAAACUUAUAUUUUUUUUGAUAUUCAUAUUUUGUUUUAAAAAUCUAUUACUAUACUAUUAUGACAAUAUAAAUUUUUAUAAUUCACAAAAAUAUAUGACUGCUUUAAAUAUUCAUUAUAUAUAAAAUUAAUUAUGAAUAUAAAGAAUAAAUAUAAUUCAAAAUCUAUUAUUAAUAAAUACAAUAUAUAAUUAUAAUAAUAUAAUUAAAAUAUAAUAUAAUAUAAUAAUAUAAUAUUUAUUAUUCUAUUCUAUAAUGAUAAUGAAAAAAUAAACUAGAAAAUUCAUAUGUUAAAAACUUUUAUAAUCACAAUGUAUUUAUGUAUAUAUUUGAAAAAUUUUUUUUAUAUUUCAUGUGAUUUUAAAUAAUUUUUACAAUAUACAUUCUAUCAAGAAAAUCAAAUUGUUGAUGUUGAUCAAGAAAUAUUUUUGUAUUUUUUAAUUAAAUUUGAACUUCCUAUUCUUUCAUAAAUUUGACAAAUUUCUUUCUUUAAUGUCUUGGCAAAGUAAAUAUUUUUUUAUUUUUUUAUUUUUUAAUAUAUUCAUUUUUUUUUUCUAUCUCGUUGUAUUUCUUCCAGCAACUAUACAAACUUUAUUACUUCAUGUUUCUACACGUGCACACGACGGAUAUAUCAAAGAAUGUAAUUGUUAGGAAACUGUUUUUUUUUCUUUUUAAUAUCUUUACGAUCCAUAAAAAGAUCGUUUAAUUCAUUCGGUACGAUUCUCUAUUUGUUUGUUUAAAUACCACUCGAAUCCUUAUUUGCGAAUGUACAAUUGCCACUGUUAUCUUAUUACGUUGUCGGUAUUACUAUUAUUAUUACUAUUACUAUUAUUAUUAUUAUUAUUAUUAUUAUUAUUAUUAUCAUCAUUUGCUUUUGAAUUCUUUAUCGAUGAUAUAUUUUCAAUGUCUCUCGAUUGAACUUUUGUUGAAAAAAUGCUUCGUAAUUCGUUUUCAUCAUUGUUUAAUACACCCAACCCCCGCUUUGCAAAUAAUUACCACGAUUAUGUUGUUAAUUAGCCAAUUUUUUUGCUAAUGUUUUUGUUUUUAAUUUAUACAUUUUUUUCAUUGAUUUACAAAAUAUUUAAUAUUGAUUACCAUUCCACCAAUGAAUAAAUCUAAACUUAUUAAUAAAAUUAUUAGUAAUAAAUUAUAACUGGUUAAAUUAUAUUUUUAUAAUAUAAUAUAAUAUAUUUAAUUUAUAAAUAAAAUAAUAUAUUUAUAUUUUUAGAAAUAAUUAUAGUUCUCUAUAAUAUAUAUUCUUUCUAAUGUAAAAUUUCCUUUACAUAAAAUAUAAGAAUUUUUUAAUUUAAUUUUUCAAUGAAAAUAAUUU
Molecule: messenger RNA, 4715 nt
Organism: Apis cerana (Asiatic honeybee)
Lineage: Eukaryota; Metazoa; Arthropoda; Insecta; Hymenoptera; Apidae
Gene: SF2
Product: splicing factor 2
Cellular component (GO): nucleus; cytoplasm
Molecular function (GO): mRNA binding
Source: RefSeq, a predicted model, not a curated record